Molecule: messenger RNA, 2181 nt
Organism: Aspergillus uvarum CBS 121591
Lineage: Eukaryota; Fungi; Ascomycota; Eurotiomycetes; Eurotiales; Aspergillaceae
Product: putative choline transporter Hnm1
Exons: 13
Coding region: 154-1824 (556 amino acids)
Biological process (GO): transmembrane transport
Cellular component (GO): membrane
Molecular function (GO): transmembrane transporter activity
Source: RefSeq, a predicted model, not a curated record
AGCAGGCCCUCCAAUCAUUCUGAUAAGGUUGAUAAGGUGCAAACGAUGGGGUUAUACUUAGUAGCUAUAGGGCCCUCUCACGCGCAUGCAUCCCUUGAGUAACGCACUCGUUCCCCCCUUCACCUCCCCCACCCCUCCUCCUCCAUCUUCCCAAUGUCCGAGGGGACUUCUCCAUCCAUCCUGAGUACACCAACUAACUCCCCACACUGCGUUGAAAUGGGUGAUUCCAAGACGGCCGCGGCGCCUGUCCCGGCGCGACCAUAUGACGACUAUGGGUCCAGCAGCGUUCAUUUCCAGGAUGCAGAUGAGCUGCGUCUGGCGCAGAUGGGACAUAAACAGGAGCUCAAGCGCCAUUUCUCGGUAUGGAGUCUGAUUGGAUUAGCGGCCAAUUGUACCAUUUCUUGGACCGGACUCGGACUGGGGUUGAUCACCUCGAUCAAUGCGGGAGGACCAGGCGCAUUGAUCUACGGAUUCAUCCUGGUCUUCAUCCUGCAGUGUUUCUUGGCCACGUCGCUGGCGGAAUUUGUCUCGGCGUAUCCGGUGGAAGGUGGCAUGUAUCACUGGAUCGCAGCAAUCGCCCCCCAUCGCUAUAGCGAUGUGUUGAGCUUCGCAACCGGCUGGAGCACCGUCUUUGGAUGGAUCUUCACCACGGCCUCGACGAACCUGGUUUACGCAUCCAACUUCAUGGCCCUCGUUGGAUUAUAUAAAACCAAUUUCGUGCUGCGGCCUUGGAUGACGUUCGUGGCAUAUCAGGGAUUCAAUCUUCUUACGUGCGCCAUUGUCAUGUUUGGGAAUAACUGGAUGCCAGCAAUUAACAAGUUCUCGCUGUGCUAUCUUCAAUUGGCUUGGCUUGCCAUCCUCGUUACUGUGGCGGCGGCUGCCCCAAAACAUAAUGAUGCUGAAUUCGUGUUCCGUACCUGGAUCAAUGAGACUGGGUGGGAGAAUAAUGUCAUUUGCUUUAUCACCGGCUUGGUAAAUCCACUGUAUUCUCUGGGUGGCUUGGAUGGGAUCACGCAUAUUACAGAGGAGAUGCCGAACCCUGGAAGGAAUGCUCCGUUGGCUCUUGCUUGCACUCUUGGCAUAGCUUUUGUGACAGGAUUGUCCUAUCUCCUAGCUUUGAUGUUUUCGGUCCAAGACUACACGACUCUUGCUGACUCGCCCACGGGCCUGCCUCUGGCGGAGAUCUUUCGCCAGGCAACCCAGAGCCGAGGAGGUGCUUUUGCGCUUGUUUUCCUCUUGUGGGUAGCAGUAGGCCCGUGCAUGAUUGGCUCGCAACUUAGCACGGGGCGAAUGUUCUGGGCCUUCGCCAGAGACGGCGGUCUUCCAUUCUCGAGAUUUUGCUCAAAAGUCAGCCCUCGAUAUGGGGUUCCGGUUAACGCCCAGCUAGUUGUCGGCAUCAUCGUCGCUCUUCUGGGGUGCAUUUAUCUGGGCUCUAGCACGGCCUUCAACUCAAUGAUGAGUUCUGCAGUGACGAUCAACAACUUCGCUUAUCUUGUGCCGAUUUUGACCAACGUCCUACUCCGUCGGCAAACCAUGCAUCACGGCCCCUUUACCUUGAGUUUUGCUGUGGGGAUGACGGUCAAUAUCAUCACGGUGGCCUGGUUGAUUUUCGCCAUCGUGUUCUUUUCGUUCCCUUAUGAGAUGCCUGUGACCGUAUCGAACAUGAACUAUACAUGUGUAUGUGUCGGUGGAUUCUUGUUUCUCGAGCUACUGUGGUGGCUCAUUGCGGGCAAGAAAUAUUCGAAGCACAUGCAGAAGGUAAAGGGACAUGAUAGCGAUACAGCACACACAUCAGUGGUCAUUGCGGCCGGUGAGAAAAGCUAGCUGCACUAGCUAUGAGGAUGUGUGAGGUACGGCUCCGGAUGAGGCCCACACGUCACGCUACUUCAAUACUAUAAGUGAUGUGCGGCUGAAUAUAAUUAAAUAGGCUCCAGGCCUCAAUGGUUCCAGAUCAUGGGCAAUGGGUAGCACGUGGAACGCAUGCACCCCAGAGGUAUAAGCUUCACUCCUCGGGACGGCGGCGAAUGGUUGACACAUGACUCGGGUGGCCACUCCGACUUUCGGGGAACUAUCACAUGAGCCCCCAAUCCCGUAGAGACUUUUCUGCAAAGUGAUGGAUCAAGGCUGACUGUAUCGAAUCGAUAUAAUCCAUUGCCAAACAUCUAUCACAGUGCAUCCCCA